AUGGUGGAGGACUUAGCAGCCUCCUAUGUUGCUCUGAAAUUGGAGAAUGAAAUUCUGCAGGCUCAAGUGCAGCGGCUGAUGGAAGAAAAUGCUACCCUCCGGGCCCAGAUCUCAGAGCUUCAGAAGUCCCAAGCAGCCAAGGAGGAUGAUCUACUCCGAAAGUCCUCAGAGGCCAAGGAGCCCCAGAAGCUCCCAGAGCACACGAAUCCCCCAGCAGCCUGGGAGUCCCAAAAGACCCCAGAGUUCAAGGAGCCCCAGAAGCCACCAGAGCCACAGGAACUUCCACCCUGGGAACCCCCAGCAGCCUGGGAGCUCCAGGAGGCCCCAGCAGCCCCAGAGUCCCUGGAGCCUCCCGCAACCCAGGAGUCCCAGAAACCUCCAAUGGCCCAUGAGAUCCCAGCAGUCUUGGAGGGCCAGGGGUCUGCAGACACCCAGGAUUCCACAUCAGCCCAAGAGCCCGAGAAUUCAGAACCCCAGGAUCCCCCAAAUAUUGAGAAGCCCCAGGAGGCAACAAAAUGCCAGGAGACUGCAGCACAGCUAGAGUUCCGUGAGCUUCCACCUCCCCAGGAUCUUCUGAAGCCUUCAAAUGCCCAGGAAUUCCUAGAACUCUCAGCAACCCAGGAGUCCCUGGAGAGUCUAAUAGUUGUGGAGACAUUGGCAGCUCCAGAGUUUCCACAGGCCCCUAUUGGGUUAGAGGCUACAGCUUUCCCCCUGGAAUACCCUUUAACUUUCGAUGGAGAUUCCCAGAAGCUUCCCGAGUUCCUGGUUCAACUGAAUAGUUACAUGAGAGUCAAAGGGCACCUGUGUACCACUGAGGCAGCCCUGGUGAGCUUUGUUGGCAAUUGCUUCUCAGAUAAGGCAGGAUGGUGGUUCUAGCUCUUACUGGAUAUCCAAAGCCUCUUACCGGGUCAAUGUGAAAAUUUCAUACAUGUGCUCCAGGAUACUUUUGAUAAUCCCAAAAACAUGGAAGAUGCCAACCAGUGCAUCUGUCAACUCUGCCAAGGGGAGGGUCAUGUAACAACCCACUUCCACCUCGUUGCUCAAGAGCUGAACUGGGAUGAAAACACUCUCUGCAUUCAAUUUAAAGAAGGGCUUGCCAGUUCUAUACGAGAUUAACUGUUUCACACAAACCCAGCCACCAACCUAUCUGAUCUCAUCACUCAGUGCAUCGACCUAGAAGAGAAGCCUGAUCCCAAUCCAUUAGGGAAAAGUUCCUCUGCAGAGGGAGAUGGGCCUGAGAGUCCACCAGAUGAAAACCAACCUAUGCAAGCUGCAAUCAACUGUCCACACAACAGUGAAGCUGAAUGGGCCCAUUGGCGCAAAGGCCACUUAUGCCUCUACUGUGGUUAUCCUGGUCAUUUUGCCAGAGAUUGCCCUGUCAAGUCUCAUCAAGCCCUGCAGGCAGGAAACAUUGAGGUCUGCCAGUAAGGGGGACCCCAGGAGGGCCAA
This is a messenger RNA of Chlorocebus sabaeus (green monkey), 1449 nucleotides long. RefSeq names its product retrotransposon Gag like 3 (gene RTL3). Lineage: Eukaryota; Metazoa; Chordata; Mammalia; Primates; Cercopithecidae. The record is from RefSeq and is a predicted model, not a curated record. Gene Ontology annotation, molecular function: zinc ion binding; nucleic acid binding.